Brassica oleracea var. oleracea is the source of this 1408-nucleotide messenger RNA. Its product is annotated as dnaJ homolog subfamily B member 1-like. Lineage: Eukaryota; Viridiplantae; Streptophyta; Magnoliopsida; Brassicales; Brassicaceae. The coding region runs from base 122 to 1153 and encodes 343 amino acids. The transcript is spliced from 2 exons. Gene Ontology annotation, cellular component: cytosol. Gene Ontology annotation, molecular function: protein-folding chaperone binding. The record is from RefSeq and is a predicted model, not a curated record.
AUGAAAACGGAAACGUGGAAACUAACCUCCCUCUUUCCUAGUCUCCACGCAUCUGUCUCUGAUUCUGUUCCCCUUCUUUCUCCGGCGACGGCCAACCAUCGUGAACCGCACAGAGAGAGAGAUGGGUGUGGAUUACUACAACAUGCUGAAGGUAAAUCACAACGCGACGGAGGAUGAUCUAAAGAAAGCUUACAAGCGUCUCGCCAUGAUCUGGCAUCCCGACAAGAACCCUUCCACAAGGCGAGACGAAGCGGAGGCCAAAUUCAAACGGAUCUCCGAGGCCUACGACGUCCUCUCCGACCCUCAGAAGCGCCAGAUCUACGAUCUUUACGGCGAGGAAGGCCUCAAAUUAGGCAAAAUCCCAGAUUCCAACGCGUCGGAGGCUUCCUCUUCUUACUCCUCGAGGACGCCGCACUUCUACCACCAGCACAGGCAGCAUCCCCCUAACGCCGCCUCGUUCCGUUUCAACCCUAGAGACGCUGAUGACAUCUACGCCGAGAUCUUUGGACCUGAAGGCGGCGGAGGAGGAGGACACAGAACGUUUAGGGAUGGGCGUUUCAGGAACGGUCAUUUCAACGCCGGUGGUCAUACCAGUGAGCUGAGGAAAGCUCCAGCCGUGGAGAAUCCAUUGCCUUGUACUUUGGAGGAUCUCUACAAAGGUGUGAAGAAGAAGAUGCGGUUAUCUAGAAAUGUCUACGAUGCUUCUGGUAAAAUGAGGGUGGUUGAUGAGAUAUUGCCCAUAGAGAUAAAACCCGGGUGGAAGAAAGGCACAAAGCUCACUUUCCCUAAGAAAGGCAAUGAAGAGCCUGGAAUCAUACCUGCUGAUAUCAUCUUCGUGGUUGAGGAGAAGCCACAUCCUGUUUACAAGAGAGACGGAAACGACCUUUUGGUCAGUAAGGAGAUCACUCUGCUUGAAGCACUGACCGGUAAGACCCUUGAUCUGAUCACGCUUGAUGGAAGGAAUCUCAUGAUCCCACUAACCGAUAUCAUCAACCCCGAUCACGAGGUUGUUGUUCCGAACGAAGGGAUGCCAAUCUCUAAAGAACCUGGAAAGAAAGGUAACCUGAGGUUGAAGCUUAACGUGAGAUAUCCGUCGAAGCUGACAGCAGAACAUAAAUCCGAGCUGAAGAGAGUUCUUGGUGGGGUCUCAUGAUGAUGAUGAAAUGUAGAUAGCAAAAGUAGAGGAGGUGAUAGAUUGUGAAUGGUAGGAUGGUUGGAUUCUUCUAAGGGGGCUUGGAUUUGAAAGCCGAAGAACAGAUUCAAGCUUUGCUUUUGGAAUUAGACAUUUUUUUCCCUUUUUCUAAAUUCUAUUUAUUUGAUUUGGUUGGAGGCCUUUUAAUAUGCAAAUAUUGGAGAAUGCUUUGUUAUCUAUUUAUCUUACUAAUAAAAUUCAAAUGUUCCCCCGCUA